CGUGACACCUUCCCCUCUCCAUCUGCUCCACCCUUUCCCUUCUUUUAUUUCUUCAUGAGCUUUCAUUUCUCAUCUUAUCAACUCAUUUUCUUUCAGCCUUCUCCUUCUUCUUCUGUUGACAAUGGAGGACGCAAUGGGUGCCACGUGGUCCGACGGGUCGGAGGAAGAGCUUGUGAGAGAGCUUCUGGACAAUGAAACACCAUUCUUUGUGCUACCAGAGGAGGCUCUACAAUCCCAGAUGAGUGUUUCCAAUGAAGAUAGUGUUGUUAAUCGGUUCAUCCCGACCGUCUAUUCUGGUCCAACAAUCAAAGAUAUCGAGACUGCUUUGUCUGUCACCACUGGAACAAUUCAACCCCAAGAACUUUCACCGGCUAGGCUCUCAACACUGGAAAGGGGUUUGAGCAAAGUUGAGCAUAAGUACACUCUGAAGAUUAAAAGCUGUGACAAUGGAGCAAUGGCUGAUGAUGGCUAUAAAUGGAGGAAGUACGGGCAGAAAUCCAUUAAGAAUAGCCCAAAUCCUAGGAGCUAUUACAGGUGCACAAACCCAAGGUGCAGUGCUAAGAAGCAAGUUGAGAGGUCCAGUGAGGACCCAGACACACUCAUCAUCACCUAUGAAGGGCUCCACUUACACUUUGCCUACCCAUUUUUCCCACUCAACAACCAGGCCCAGAACACCAGCCCACCUAUGAAGAAGCCUAGGAACAAAACCUCACAGCCACGCACAGAAGACCGUGAACAUGAAGCCCAAGAGAGCCCGCGAAGCAUUACCCCUGACCCGGACCCGGAUCUGCAGCCCGGCCCAUUCCCCGACCAACAUCAAGAAUUUGUUGAAAAAGAGCCGAGCACACAAGGGUUGCUUCAAGAUGUGGUGCCAUUUAUGAUUAGGAACCCUAAUCCAUCAAGUGCUUCUUCAAAUUCUUCUUGUUCCUCCUACCAGUCGUCUCCAACAUCUCCUUCUUCUCUAUCAUGGGCUACUUCGUAUUUCGAUGUUGGUUUUAAUCAUAGCUGUGGAUGAAUGAAUUCAUAUUGUUAUAGUCUAAUCAUCGUAGUUAAUUAUUAUAUAUGUGAAAUAUACAAGGAGGUACAAUAAUGAUAUGUAUGUUAAAGUCCCAUGUAGAUUUUAUUGUCGAUAUCAUAAGGCAAUA
Molecule: messenger RNA, 1145 nt
Organism: Prunus dulcis (almond)
Lineage: Eukaryota; Viridiplantae; Streptophyta; Magnoliopsida; Rosales; Rosaceae
Product: probable WRKY transcription factor 49
Exons: 3
Coding region: 122-1015 (297 amino acids)
Biological process (GO): regulation of DNA-templated transcription
Molecular function (GO): sequence-specific DNA binding; DNA-binding transcription factor activity
Source: RefSeq, a predicted model, not a curated record